Molecule: messenger RNA, 1668 nt
Organism: Xiphias gladius (swordfish)
Lineage: Eukaryota; Metazoa; Chordata; Actinopteri; Istiophoriformes; Xiphiidae
Exons: 8
Coding region: 206-1522 (438 amino acids)
Source: RefSeq, a predicted model, not a curated record
GUUCAGUUGGUAUCUACCACUUGUCCCGCGUGUCAUUGCGCCAAAAACACGAAUGUUUUCCCGCCUCUGAGACACAUCAAACGUUAACGACGACAACCGCUCAGCAUCACCGAGAGGGAGACAGCGAGUCGACACCAGAGACGUCCCCGCUUCUGAAAACCACCGAAAACCGAUUCUACUCGGCUCCAUCAUCUGCGCUCCAGAGAUGUCGAGGAUUUCAGAGAAAAUGUGGAAAAAAGCCCUGACCUCCAUCCUGGAGGAGCUGGAAAAGCACCAGUACAGAAAGAUGCUGGAGGCUUUGGAAAGGAUCCCCAAAGGUCUGAAGACUGAGAGGUCCAAGGAAGAGAUGCCCAAAACCAUCAUCGAGCAUUAUGGCAUAAACGAGUCCAUCUCCGCAGUCAACGAAGCCAUCGACGAGAUCCCGAGGAGGGACUCCGCGGUCCAGGACCUGCUGCAACCCUUUGUGGAGAAGCUGAGGAAGAAAGAUGAGACGCGGAACAAGGGGUUUAAGAAGAAGGCCGUGGCACGUGACUCCGAAAGCUCGGAUGAGGAGCGAAAUGCUGCAGCUGAUCAACCGAAUAGCUGCAAACCUGACAAGGAAAGAAAAAACCAGUCUUGGAGAAAAAACAUCCAUGAUCUAAGGACCAGCGGUGACCUCGGCCAAAAGGCCUUGGCUGGGAAAGUUGUGCAGAAAUCUGGUCUGCGCACGUAUGAAACUAAAGAGAAGGUGAAAAGGUUUUUCUUUUACCUGGCGGUUGCUGAUGAGACAGCCUGCAUUAAAGUGAUGGUGUAUGGAGAAGAGCUCUAUCAAAAAAUCACGGAAAAGGAAUCCUACUUGUUCACGGGGGUAAUCAUGGAAGAGGACCUCAUGAAAGUAACCAAAAAAAGCAGAGUCUCCAAGACCAGCACUGUGGAGGUUCCGGAGGAGCUGGAGCUGGAAGCUUUGAUGAUCAUCUAUCGUCAGAGUCCAGUUCGCUCCAUCACUGAGGCCAAAAUGUUCGAUAAGACAUUAGUGAGUGUUGAAGGAACAAUACAAGAGAUCGGUUCCGUUGCGCACAUCAGUUUGAAGACCAAACGGCGCAAGAAAGAGAAGCAGGAUUUCAGACUUAAAGAUGACACAGGUUACAUCCGGAUCAGCUUGUGGGGCAACGACAUCAAGCAGCUCAGUGGAAAAUCGGAGGGAGACCUUGUCAGGGUGACCAACGUGAGGACCAAUCACUACUAUGACACAGUAUCUCUGAACUCAACUGAUUUCACCAGAAUUUUCCAGGUCCACAGCGCUGCCGUCAAGAAUGUGAGAAUUUUGAUUAUAGGCAUCACAAAAGCCAACAAGAAGGAGACUCACCUGGAAGCAGAGUUCAACAGCCAGGUGCAAGCAUUUGUGGUGGCAUCUCACCUUCUGGCAAAGGCGUUUGGUGUCAGACUGGAGGGUGACUUCGAAGAAAGGCUCCUCCAGAAAAUGCCCCUCUCAGCAGAUGCAGAAGUUCAAGGAAGUGAGAUCGUUAAAAUCAGUGCCGCUUAGAAUCUGUCGUGAAAUAACAAGAGAACAGGCCACACCCGACCAUGAAACUCAUCAGUUGUCAACUGUCCAAUUAUUUCUGAGCCUCUGAAAAUGAAUAUGUAAAAAAAUGGCUGUAAUCCCUAAACCUUUAAUGUGAUGUUUUUGUU